AAAACCCACCUUCCCUUCAAUCACUAUUAACCCUUUUUUCCCACUUCACAACUACUCUCUUUUUCUUCAACACAAAAACAUAACAUAAUAUGCUCUUCUUUACAGUCAACUCUUCUGCCUCUUAAUUUGUCCCUUUUGUCUCACCAAUCUAGUAUGUUUUACUAUUCCUCUUACAUUCUUUUUCUUUUUCUUUUGUGUGAAAAGAAAGCUUUUUUUCUUGUAGAUUCUUGAUUUUUAGGGAUAAUGAAGAACAACUACUGCAAAUUUGAACCAAAAAGUUAGCAUUUUUUUUUAAUUUUAAUUUUGAUAUUUUGCCCUUUUUUUUUUCUUCUUAAUUCACUCAAAUUUGGAGAAAAAAGAAAAGUGGGGUUUUAUUUACUUGGUGUUGUGGAAAAAAGGGGAGAAAUUGCUUGUUUUCUUUGUCUCUUCUUUCCCAUGUUUAGGAUUUCCCAAGCAUUGUUUCCUUUUUGUGAAAGAACUGGUUUUUCUUGUAAAUCUAGAAUGUCAGGGUUAAUGAAGAAUGAUUAUUGAUCAUUUGUAGCAGAAAGGAGGCAAAGAUUUGAUUUGUUUAUUCAUUCUUGAUUGUCUGAGAUUAUUAAGAGAAAAAGAGUGGGUUAAGUUAAUUGGUGUUUUGAAGAAAAGGGGUGAAAUUUUUUCUCACUUGUUGGAGUUGAGUGGAAGUGAAAGUGUGAAAAAAGAACUUGUGGGGGUGUGAGUGAUGGUGAGGAAACAUGGAUGGCAGCUACCAGCACAUACCUUUCAGGUUGUUGCUAUAACAGUAUUUUGCUUGUUAGUUGUUGCAUUUUAUGCUUUCUUCUCACCUUUCCUUGGAGGACGCUUUUGGGAGUAUGCUUCCAUCGCAGCUUAUUCACCAGCGGCAUUGCUUGUUUUUGUUCUUUAUGUUCGGAGUACCGCAAUCAAUCCUGCAGAUCCAGGCAUAAUGUCCAAAUUUGAUUCUGGAAGAAUGAACAACAACAACUCAAAGCAUGGAUUGUCUGCAAGAAAAUUUGAUGAACAUAGUAAUGAUGCACGUUCUUCUCUAUCGUCAGCUUCAAGAAGUUCCAUUGCUGCUGCUAACUCCAUCAAAAGAGGUCAACAAGAAGCAGGGAGAUUAGAUAAUGAAGUGGUUUCUUUGACUAGAAAGUCCUCUUGUUGUAAAUUUGGAGGAGUCUUUUGCUUUUUAUUUGUGCACGAGGAUUGCCACAAAAUGGAUGGAGCUGCUGAAGAGGAAGGGAUGGGUGAAGAUGCUCUAUUUUGCACAUUGUGCAAUGCUGAGGUGCGCAAGUUCAGUAAACAUUGUCGAAGCUGUGAUAAAUGUGUGGAUGGAUUUGAUCACCAUUGUCGGUGGCUGAACAACUGCGUUGGCAGGAAGAACUAUGUUACCUUUAUAUCACUGAUGGCCACCAGCUUGGUCUGGCUUGUUACUGAAGCUGGAGUUGGAAUUGCUGUUCUGGUACGAUGCUUUGUAAACAAAAAGCACAUGGAGGCUGAAAUAGUUGAUAGACUAGGGAAUGGUUUCUCACUGGCCCCAUUUGCAACUGUUGUGGCUGUAUGUACUGCUGUUUCAUUGCUGGCUUGUGUGCCCUUAGGGGAGCUUUUCUUUUUCCACAUGAUACUGAUAAGAAAGGGCAUUACAACGUACGAGUACGUAGUAGCUAUGAGGGCCAUGAGUGAGGCACCUGGAGGAGCAUCUAUAGAUGAAGAACAGCCUAACAUUGUAUACUCUCCAUCCGGAUCAGCUACGACUGGCUUCAGUGGUGGAAGUUCUUUGGGACUGCAAUAUAAGGGAGCAUGGUGCACCCCUCCUAGGGUGUUUGUUGAUUAUCAGGAAGAAGUUGCACCUCAGUUAGAGCCUGGAAUGAUCCCAUCAACAGUUGAUCCAGAUGCAGCUGGGUUUGUUGAAAAGGGAAACAAGGGACCGAAGCGGCCUGUUAAGAUCAGUGCAUGGAAACUUGCAAAAUUGGAUUCCAGUGAAGCAAUGAGAGCUGCAGCAAAAGCUAGAGCAUCCUCAUCUGUUCUACGUCCUGUUGAUAACCGUCGUUUUGAUCCUGAUCAAUUAAGUUCCAGUGAGAAUAUGAGUGUCAGAAGCAGUAUCAGUGCUGAUACCACCGGAGGAAAUAGGGACAUGAGAAAUGAAUUGAGGAAUUCAGUUGCUCCUAGUCAAGGUAGCCGAGAUGAGUAUGAAACUGGAACUCACAGCGUCAGUAGCUUCAGCAGUCCUAGCCAUGUGCACGAGUCAGUCACACUAAGCCCUCUCCCACAAGUUCACAAUUUAGGUCAUCUCAGUGCCGGCAUUGUCCCAGAGAGGGUCCGAACUACUCGGCCUGCACCCCCUAAUAAUAACCACCACCUCGCACAUUCUUCAGAAUUUGAUGAGAAAAUCAUGCAGAGGAAUAGUACCACCGAUCCGUUAUUGCUUGCAGCUGCUGCCCCUGCAGCUUCUCUGCUGAGAGACGUUAAACGAACAUCUGUUGUUUGGGACCAAGAAGCUGGAAGGUAUGUAUCUGUUCCAGUAUCAGCUUCAGAUGCUCGGACGAGGCCACCGCCUAUGCAAGGAGGAUCAUCAAACCCAAAUGCUGUUUCUGCUAGCAAUGACAAGAGGCCAGCAGCCCCUGUCCCUCGAGAACCUUCACAGCCUUCCGCAAAGCCUCCAGUCGAGCAGUCAGAAAAGCUAACAUAUACUGGAGAGUCCAUAUUCUUUGGCGGUCCACUUUUGCGCGGUCCAAUUAAGGAUGGACUGAGAAAUGAGAGAGGCGCUGGUUCCAGAGAUAACCAAGAGAGGCUGCCAUUUAAUUUGCCUCGUGAAUCCAGGUUUAGAAGGGAUGCUGCGUCACAUCAACUUCCUGUGUUUGUUCCUGGUGACCUUGAGUCAAAUAAAUAAAGCUUACAGGACUACUGAUGAAUUUCCAUUUUUCAUUUGCCUCUGCAUAGCUAAGGCUUCAACAGAAGAAACCCUUCGAGCUAUAGCUGGUUUUGGCCUUCCAGGAACCUUGCAGUCCGUUGGUGUACACUCCGAGGUUCCAGUGGUUUCUUCUUGACGGAUUGUCUAACUUAACACGGAAGAAAAUGAAUGUAGUGUGGAGGAAAUGCACUCCUUGAUCCUUUGAACUUUUUAUCUGUACAAUUGAAGCUUGAGCGGUAGGGUGGGUUUGUCUAGCAAUUUUGCAAUGAGAAUCGCCAGACUAUUCCUGCUUGA
Messenger RNA from Lycium ferocissimum, 3196 nucleotides. RefSeq names its product probable protein S-acyltransferase 19. The transcript has 9 exons. Gene Ontology annotation, biological process: protein targeting to membrane; peptidyl-L-cysteine S-palmitoylation. Gene Ontology annotation, cellular component: endoplasmic reticulum; Golgi apparatus. Gene Ontology annotation, molecular function: protein-cysteine S-palmitoyltransferase activity. Bases 719 to 2881 code for a protein of 720 amino acids. The record is from RefSeq and is a predicted model, not a curated record. Lineage: Eukaryota; Viridiplantae; Streptophyta; Magnoliopsida; Solanales; Solanaceae.